Messenger RNA from Cheilinus undulatus (humphead wrasse), 3028 nucleotides. It is a transcript of the gene fzd1, whose product is annotated as frizzled class receptor 1. The transcript has a single exon. Gene Ontology annotation, biological process: canonical Wnt signaling pathway; non-canonical Wnt signaling pathway. The record is from RefSeq and is a predicted model, not a curated record. Gene Ontology annotation, cellular component: plasma membrane. Gene Ontology annotation, molecular function: Wnt-protein binding; Wnt receptor activity. NCBI's taxonomy places the organism in Eukaryota, Metazoa, Chordata, Actinopteri, Labriformes, Labridae. The coding region runs from base 314 to 1975 and encodes 553 amino acids.
UGACACAGUGUCUGCAGACUGGAGAGCGGAGCGGCUUCUCUUCCAGGAGUACGGGUCAUUUUUCUGGAUCAAAACCGACGAACGAGCCGGACUUUGUUUGAGAAACCUCUGGGUUUUUACCCACGUUUGUGAAUCAGCUCGACACGGUGAGAAACGGAGAGACCCUGGCGGUGAAAUCCCGGUGGAAGAAGCUGCUUUUCCCCGCAAAGAAACGCCAACAAAGAGCGUUCAAGGAAGUAGGCUGCUGCCAGGCGAGGGACGUAAGUUAGUUUAGAGACAAACUGAAAGUAAACCGGCGGAUAAAUCCCUCACCAUGGCUUAUAACAGACUCUUUCGUGCGGUGUUGUCUUUAUUUUUUUGUAUCCUGUUCCUAAAUGUGGGAAUUUUCCGAGUGGACGGGCAGUACGGCGGCGGUGACCGAGGAAUGUCUAUACCGGAGCACGGAUUCUGCCAGCCCAUCUCCAUCCCUCUGUGCACGGACAUCGCUUACAACGAGACCAUCAUGCCCAACCUGCUCGGCCACACCAACCAGGAGGACGCGGGGCUGGAGGUGCACCAGUUUUACCCUCUGGUCAAAGUGCAGUGCUCCCCUGAUUUAAAGUUCUUCCUCUGCUCCAUGUAUGCGCCUGUGUGCACGGUGCUGGAGCAGGCGCUGCCUCCAUGUCGCUCUCUGUGUGAAAGAGCCAGGCAGGGCUGCGAGGCGCUCAUGAACAAGUUUGGUUUCCAGUGGCCCGACAGCCUGGCCUGUGAGUCCUUCCCUGUGCACGGUGCUGGGGAGCUGUGCGUGGGUCAGAACAUGUCUGACCGCACCGAUUCAGAAGGGCCCCCAGCUUACCCCACAGAGCGAUCGCAGCCGGAACCCGUGAAUGGACAGUUCCGGUGCCCAGCCUCGCUCAGGGUGCCCCCCUACCUGAACUACCGCUUCCUGGGGCAGGAGAACUGCGGCGCUCCAUGUGAGCCAAAGAGAUCUCACGGGAUGAUGUAUUUCACUGAGGAGGAGCUCAAAUUCGCCAGGAUCUGGAUCGGAAUCUGGUCCGUGCUGUGCUGCGCUUCCACCUUAUUCACUGUGCUGACCUACUUGGUGGACAUGAAGCGCUUCAGCUACCCAGAGCGGCCCAUCGUCUUCCUCUCUGGCUGCUACACAAUGGUGUCCAUCGCCUACAUUGCUGGGUUUUUAUUGGAGGAUAAGGUGGUGUGCAACGACAGAUUCGACAACGACAUCAGGACUGUGGUGCAGGGCACCAAGAAGGAGGGCUGCACCAUCCUCUUCAUGAUGCUCUACUUCUUCAGCAUGGCCAGCUCCAUCUGGUGGGUCAUCCUGGCUCUUACCUGGUUCCUGGCAGCUGGGAUGAAAUGGGGCCAUGAAGCCAUCGAGGCUAACUCUCAGUAUUUCCACCUGGCAGCCUGGGCCGUGCCUGCCAUCAAGACCAUCACCAUCCUGGCGGUGGGGCAGGUGGAUGGGGACGUGCUAAGUGGGGUGUGCUUUGUCGGCAUCAACAGCGUGGAUGCUCUUCGAGGCUUCGUCCUGGCACCUCUGUUUGUUUAUCUCUUCAUCGGGACGUCCUUCCUGUUGGCUGGCUUCGUCUCCCUGUUCCGCAUCCGGACCAUCAUGAAGCACGACGGUACGAAGACGGAGAAGCUGGAGAAGCUGAUGGUGCGGAUAGGGAUCUUCAGCGUGCUGUACACGGUCCCCGCCACCAUCGUCAUCGCCUGCUACUUCUACGAGCAGGCCUUCAGAGAGCAGUGGGAGAGGACGUGGAUCAGCCAGACCUGCAAGACGUACGCCGUGCCGUGUCCCAUCCAGAACCACCCCAACAUGAGCCCCGACUUCACCGUCUUCAUGAUCAAGUAUCUCAUGACGCUUAUCGUGGGCAUCACCUCCGGCUUCUGGAUCUGGUCUGGGAAGACCCUCAACUCCUGGAGGAGGUUUUACACGAGACUGGCCAACAGUAAACAAGGAGAGACCACGGUGUGAUGUGGUUUCAGCCUAACAGACUGCUGAGUGACAAACUGAAUGAUAAUCCCCUUUUAUUCUUUUCUUGUUUUGAUUUUUUCUCAGACUUCCAGGAGACACUUGGUCCGUUUUUUAUGUACAUAAACAUUUGUGAGAUUUUUGUAAGUAUAUAUUUGUAUUUAAAGAUUUAAAAAACUUUCUUUUUUAAAAAAAACAAACAUUUUUUUCAUACUUUGGACAUAAUGGGAUUGUACUUUAUGAUCACAAAGAGCCAGCUGACCGUCAAGGAUCCUGAGGUCUUAUGACCUGACUUACUGUGGACACCGCUGGGAGUAUUUCACAUGGAGCGUUGGUGUCUUUGAUCAGUGAGCCGCCUGUGAGCACUGGGUCUAUUCUAAGCAGAGUCCCGUGAAACCCAAGUGCUUCCUCGUGGCUCCCUCUUAUCCUGAUUAACCAGCUGUAGUUUGUGUCUGUUGUACAGUGGAGCAGCAGUUGCCCGGGUUUGAAGGGAAAUGUCAGCAGUGUUGGACGAGGAGCGCUGCACAGGUUGUGAAUGUGAGUCAUUGUGACAGAUGGCUGCGGCCUGUAGCUCGGGCCUAACAGUUAAAACAUUCCUUUCCAAAUAAAGCACACGGAAUCACAUCAGGAUAAAGGAGCGGAUAAGGCUUUUUACAUGUUUGAGCUCUUAAAAUAUUUUUACAUUGCUGAGUUUUUAAUUCUCACUAAAGCAACAGUUUCCCUUUUGAUUUAGAAGCAGCUUUUAUUCCAUAAUCGGUGCAAAAUUAUGAUAACACUGUGAAAUUUUGCAUAAUUUAUGCCCAAGUCUGCUGCAGCAUGACACAAUACCACACCUUUAACCAAAAGGAAAUCUCAGGUUUUAGGAAUUUUGCAGAAAAUCUGACACUCUGAGAUAAAGGUAGAAUAUUUGAAAUUUUAUUACACUAAAUUCAAGGUGAUUUAUUCCCCUUUAAUAUGUUUUAUUUUAAAGAAAGUGUGAUUUACAGUGCUUAACACAUUUAUUAGACCACCUGUCAUAUUUGUCUCAGAGACCAUCCAGCAUCUUAAAGUCCUUUA